Prorocentrum cordatum is the source of this 1954-nucleotide messenger RNA. The record is from the annotation of a GenBank genome assembly. NCBI's taxonomy places the organism in Eukaryota, Dinophyceae, Prorocentrales, Prorocentraceae.
CCCGACAGAGCGAAGCUUGAGCGAGCUCACCCCCCCUCCCCCCUCCCGGGCUCCCAAGAGAGUGCAAAGAUGGUCCGUAGCCGUUUUUGCUCAAGUGCGACUCCCGCGUCAGGCCUUUUUAUUUAACGCUGUUCUGCCCGUUCGCACAGGGAUGAUUCACGCCAGUGGCGGCAGCUUUGGCAGCGGUGGCGUGGGCAUGAGUCACCGCGGCGCGUAUGGCGGCGACGUGGGCUGCUGUGGCAGUGGCGCAGGUUACAGCGGCGCGUACGGCGGCGACGCGGGUUGUUGCGGCGGUUCGGCGGGCUACGGCUACGGCGGCGCCGGUGGCUACGGCCUCGCGGGUGGCGGCCCGCCCCAGACCCAAACUUACGUGGGGCCACAUGGCGACUACGUGCAGGAGACAACGUACAAGUAUGUUGGCAUGGGGGCCAGCGGCCCAGAAGUACGUUCGGAGACGAUUAUCUCGAGUAUAUUGCCCCUACCUCACCGUCGCCCCAACUGCCUUUGCUUCUGCCUCAUCCCCUUGCUACUGUCGCUGCUGUUGCUCCCGCUGCUGUUCUGGUUCCUGACGGGAUCCACUAGCACGACGACGACCACCACGGUUCUCCUCACUACUCCGCCACCGUUGCUGGCAAUGACGCCUCCGCCGGAUGUUCCGGCGACCACGACGACCAAGAAAACCACCACCACCAAGGCGCCUCCGCCCCCGCCCCCGCCGCCCCCGCCGCCGCCUCCGCCUCCCCCGCCACCGCCGCCCCCGCCGCCACCGCCAGUGACGACCACGGAGGCAAAGGUCGACUGCGCGGAGGGCGAUCCGCUAUCUUGGGAGGUCUCCAAGAAGGUCACCUGCUGCUUGCAGGCAGGCAGGGGGUGCCCUACGACGCCGCCGCCGCCUCCCCCGCCACCGCCCCCCCCGCCGGCGCCCGUGGCUCCGCCGCCGCCCCCUCCGCCGCCCCCACCUCCGCCGGCUCCUGUGGCGCCGCCCCCGCCGCCGCUGGCUCCUGUGGCGCCGCCGCCGCCGCCGCUGGCGCCUGUGGCGCCGUCCGAGCCUUACGACUGCGGCGCCGGCUACUCGAAUUGGGAAGCGGGGUGGUCUGCGGACAAGAAAGGCUGGUGCUGCUCCAACAAGCACAUCGGCUGCGGGGCGCCGUCUCAGCCCUACGACUGCGCGGCUGGGUACUCGAAUUGGCAGGCAGGAUGGUCCGAGGACAAGAAGGCUUGGUGUUGUGACAACGAGCAGAAGGGGUGCCCAGAGACGUCGUCUUUGCCGUAUGAUUGCAACGCUGGGUACUCGAACUGGGAAGCCGGCUGGUCCCAGGACAAGAAGGAGUGGUGUUGUGCGAGCAAGCAGAUGGGUUGCCCAGAAGUGUCAUCCAAUCCUUAUGAUUGUGACGCAGGUUAUUCCAACUGGGAGGCUGGAUGGAGCGAAGACAAAAAGGGGUGGUGCUGCACCAACGAGAAGAAGGGGUGCCCGCAGUGAGUUGCCAUAAUUAGCAGGUUCUUUGCUGGGCACGGUUGCGGACCGUGUAUAGACCAUGCGCGGCCUCACUUGUUAAUCGUGAGAGUCUGUUGAUCUUGCCGUCAGCCUGCAUGCGCGAAGCGCGAACACAGGCGGGCGAUGUAUGUGUUGGCUCGCAUCCAUGGGAGGCCAGGGGAGCGUGGUAAUCCAGGCCUCUCGCAUGCUCCAUCAGCGUAGGCUUCGAAAAGAGACCCUUUUCGACGCAUGCGCUAUGGCUACUGCUCCCCUCGGCAGACAAAGGUGCUGUCAGAUGGGGAGCGUGCUGGCAUUGUCGAAUCGGACCGGGACCACUUCUUGGUGCUGCGUGCCCACUUCAGCAGCCCAAGCCCGUGCGCAACCUUUUACCUGCUGGGCCGUCACUCAGCAGCUGCUCCAGUCAUUCUGGCAACGCGGCGUGGGGCAGCAUGUAGCAGCUUCAAGGGGCUGUACACUUUA